Molecule: messenger RNA, 1222 nt
Organism: Anoplopoma fimbria (sablefish)
Lineage: Eukaryota; Metazoa; Chordata; Actinopteri; Perciformes; Anoplopomatidae
Product: intelectin-like
Exons: 7
Coding region: 1-1050 (349 amino acids)
Molecular function (GO): oligosaccharide binding
Source: RefSeq, a predicted model, not a curated record
AUGUUGCACCACACAGUUUUGGUGGUUUUGGUGGUCUGGGUGUCAGUGGAUCAUGCAUUCUCUGCAGCUGCUACUUCUCCACAAAUGGGUAAAAAGAGAUCUGCUUUAUUUUCAGUAAAUAAGGAGGUCAGCCACACAGAAGCCACAAAGAAUGUUGAGAUGACAGAAAAGGUCAACAGCACAAACUUCAAACAGUUGGAGAAAUUAAGAAUCCGGUCCAUAUAUGUUGGGAGGAGCUGUAAGGACAUCAAGGACAGAUAUAAUGAAAAAGAAGAUGGGUUGUACUUCCUGACCACUGCUAACGGCAUGGUCUAUCAGACUUUCUGUGACAUGACCACCGCGGGUGGCGGCUGGACUCUGGUGGCGAGCGUCCAUGAGAACAAUGUUCACGGGAGGUGCACGGUGGGCGAUCGCUGGUCGAGCCAGCAGGGCAACAACGCCGACCUGCCGGAUGGGGACGGGAACUGGUCCAACAGAAACACGUUCGGAGCAGCAGAGGGCGCCACGUCAGACGACUUCAAGAAUCCAGGAUACUAUGAUAUCGUGGCAGAAGACAUGUCUGUGUGGCACGUUCCCAACAACUUCCCACUGGAGCACUGGAACCUGGCAGCCAUUCUCCGCUACCACACUGACAACCGCUUCCUCCGCCUGUAUGGAGGGAACCUCCUUCAGCUCUUCAAGCAAUAUCCAGUGAGAUACAACAUUGGCUCGAUCAGUGACAGAGGGCCGUCUAUUCGUAUCGUGUAUGACCAUGGAGACAAAGAGUCCACCAGAAUGUUAUAUGGACCCAAUCCAAGAGCGGAGAUUGAACCAGGUUUCAUCACAUUCAGACCAAUAAACAACGAACGUUCAGCCAUGGCUAUCUGCUCCGGGGUAAAGCCGACCUCUGGCUUCAACACCGAACAUUACUGUAUAGGAGGAGGUGGAUAUUUCGAUCCUAGGCAGUGUGGGGACUUCCCGUCAUUUGACUGGGACAGUCUGGGAGCGUGCCAAGGCUGGAGCCCUUCCAAAGAGAUGACUGAGGCUGCUGUUUUACUGUUCUACCGCUGAUGGAUUAUUUGCACAUGUAGCUUAUGACCAUUGUUUCCAGGCCAUCAACAACCACAGUUGUAGCCAGCAUGUGAUUCAUUCUUCAAUGAACUGGCCUCGUGUUUCUAUUUGUGUCCUUAAAGAGCAGCCCAAAUAUUACUUUCAUUACUAUCAUUUGUAAUGAUGCCGUACA